CCGGCUCCGGAGAGGUUUCGAGCCACAGGCGCUCUGCGUAAAUUUGCGUAAUUUGCAGUGCUUUCCUUGCGCAAUUAGUGCUGAGCCUUUCCGCGCACACGUCGGUUGUGGAAAAGAGAAUGUAGGGUAGAAGACAGAAGGCAGCCAUCGGCACACCCCACCACCCAUGAAUAACUUGGGGUGCUUCGCUGAUCCGUAAAAUACAGGGAGCAGGAGGUUUGCAGACCCAAUUGCAAACCGUGCCCUGGGGAAAGGGUGCCUUUUUAGGGGAAGAACUUUUGGCGGCUUCAUCUUCUAUUGUUUUCAAGUCGUGGCCCGAGUGUGCCCUCGGGUCAUCCUGGGGAGGAGCCGGGGCCCGGGUCUCUGCUGCGGAGGCCGCUGCGCCGCCUCGCGUAGGCGCUCAAACUUUCCCGGCGGUUCCGAGAGCAGAAGUUUUCCAACAACAAACACCGCUCAAGUUUUGCUCCCCGGCGCGCCGGCAACUCCCGCGAGCACCAGGCGCGUGGGCUGGGACGGAGCCCAGAGGAAACCUGGAAAUGCUCCCGGGCGCAAGCGAACCCUGCGCGUUCGUACAGUUAGUGCCGAGCGCGGAAGGCGCGCACAGGUGUCUCGCUCCGCAUAUUAGCACCUUAAGUGCUAAUAAACAGUCUUUUCCGGCCGCAGAGCGCUGUUUUAAAAGCUGGGGAGAAGCAGAUGGGUUUGGAGUUCCUGAUUGCGCGCAGCAGGUUUCUCUCCUUUGGAGGAAGGAAUUGCGCAAAAAAGAACACACGCCUUUAAUUUGUAACUAAAAAUCUCAAGAGGCGCUGCCUGGUACAAAGUCGGUGCAUAUGUUGAUACAGAACUAAAAAGAAGAGGACAUUUGCCGCUUGGCCUCAUCUCAACCAUCAGCUGGGGUGGCUUCGAAGAGACGCCGCCGCCUAGGCUCCCACCCCGUAGCCUGCUUUCCUGCCGCGGACCUCCGGCCCCACCGGGAAAGAGAGCCCUUCCCCACCUGCCGCGUCCCGCGCCGCCGGGCCAUGGCCGACAGCAGCGGCACGGGCAGCUCUGGGUCUUGGUGGAAAUCGCUAACCAACAGCAGAAAGAAAAGCAAGGAAGCCGCGGUAGGGGCGCAGCCUCCCGCCCAGCCUGCCCCCGGGGAGCCCGCGCCGCCCGCACCACCCAGCGCCGACUGGACUGGCAGCUCCCGGGAGAAUCAGCACCCCAAUCUCCUUGGGGGCGCCGGCGAGCCCCACAAGCCGGACAAGUUGUGCGGGGAGAAGUCAGGCAGCAGCCGCCGCAAUUUGAAGAUCUCGCGCUCCGGCCGCUUUAAGGAGAAGAGGAAAGUGCGCGCCACUCUGCUCCCCGAAGGAGUCAGGUCCCCUGAGGAGGCGGGCUUCCCUGGUGACCCCCACGACGACAAGCAAUAGCCACAGCGCGGCGGGACUGUCUUUCUCCCCACCACUCCUCCCUACCCUAGCCCGAGAAUUGCGGCCCGCCCCAGUACCUGGUUCUAAUCCCACCAACUUCUGAGUAUUCACACGAGGCCUCCACGAUUUUGAUUUCCUGGAAAUUGAAGUGUCGGUUAAGUUUUCAAUAUUUCAUGGCCCGAGGAGGCACUGAAUAUGUACUUGUGGUAAGCGAAGAUACCUGCCACAGAGGAAGUUGGCAUAAUCCUUUUUUUCCCCCCCAAGAGUGGCCCCUUGUGCCACCUGGGGAGUGAGAAGGGUACUGCUCUGAGUGGGUCACUCACCUGGAACCGCACAGCCCCUCCAACGAGGAAGCAGUGCUCCGAUUCAGGACUCGCUGUUGGAGAGCAAAUCACACUGCUGUUUUUAACGCCAGAGAAAUGCACUUUAGAAGUACUUGUGUAGACUCGUACCUAAGGGAAGGGCUGAGAGGGAGCAGGAAGCAUUCUUAGGUAGAAGCAUUAGAAGUAAGGCAAGGUUGCUUUUAAUGUUGAACUACAAAACUGUACUGCCUGUUUUAGUGUAGACCAUUAAACCUGCUGCACCGUAA
Messenger RNA from Leopardus geoffroyi (Geoffroy's cat), 1995 nucleotides. It is a transcript of the gene PRR15, whose product is annotated as proline rich 15. Bases 1017 to 1406 code for a protein of 129 amino acids. The transcript has 2 exons. The record is from RefSeq and is a predicted model, not a curated record. Lineage: Eukaryota; Metazoa; Chordata; Mammalia; Carnivora; Felidae.